This is a messenger RNA of Mangifera indica (mango), 1810 nucleotides long. Its product is annotated as zinc finger CCCH domain-containing protein 40-like. Gene Ontology annotation, molecular function: pre-mRNA binding; metal ion binding; U6 snRNA binding. The coding region runs from base 194 to 1669 and encodes 491 amino acids. NCBI's taxonomy places the organism in Eukaryota, Viridiplantae, Streptophyta, Magnoliopsida, Sapindales, Anacardiaceae. The record is from RefSeq and is a predicted model, not a curated record. Gene Ontology annotation, cellular component: Prp19 complex; U2-type catalytic step 2 spliceosome; U2-type catalytic step 1 spliceosome. The transcript is spliced from 4 exons.
CGGAAGUCUUAACCUAGAACAAAUACAAAUUCAAAAAAAAAAAAAAAAAUCGAGGUAAGCCCUCGACUUCGCAAAUCUCUUGAUUCCGAAGCCAAUCUUCUGGCGGAACAAAAUCAUGUUUUUCCGAACUCGAUAGUAUCGGAGUUUUAAGGCGCUUACGGAGAAAGUGUUGAAGGAGCUAAGAGGUUCUUAGAUGGCGCACCGAUUUUUGAGAGAUCACCAGGCCGAUGGUUGGGAGCGUUCUGAUUUUCCUAUCAUCUGUGAGUCAUGUCUCGGUGACAACCCUUACGUGCGAAUGACAAAAGCUGAUUAUGAUAAGGAGUGUAAGAUCUGCACACGACCAUUUACAGUUUUUAGGUGGAGGCCUGGUCGUGAUGCAAGAUUUAAGAAGACUGAGAUUUGCCAGACAUGCAGUAAGUUGAAAAAUGUUUGUCAAGUAUGUCUCUUGGAUCUGGAAUAUGGAUUGCCUGUUCAGGUUCGCGACACUGCCCUCAGUAUCAGUUCCAAUGAUGCCAUUCCUAAGAGUGAUGUGAACAGGGAGUACUUUGCCGAGGAGCAUGAUCGCAGGGCUAGAGCUGGUAUUGACUAUGAAUCCUCAUAUGGGAAGGCACGGCCAAAUGAUACCAUCCUGAAGCUUCAAAGAACACAGCCUUAUUACAAGCGCAACAGAGCGCACGUAUGCAGUUUUUAUGUUCGUGGUGAAUGCACAAGAGGUGCUGAGUGCCCUUAUAGGCAUGAAAUGCCUAUAACAGGAGAGUUGUCACAGCAAAAUAUUAAAGAUCGUUAUUAUGGAGUGAACGACCCUGUUGCACUGAAGCUACUCAAUAAGGCUGGUGAAAUGCCUUCUCUGGAACCCCCUGAGGAUGAAAGCAUUAAAACACUUUAUGUGGGUGGAGUUGAUGCAAGGGUUACCGAACAAGAUCUGAGGGACAACUUUUAUGCCCAUGGUGAAAUUGAAUCCAUAAAGAUGCAUCCACAAAAAGCAUUUGCUUUUGUGACUUACACAACAAGAGACGGUGCAGAGAAGGCUGCAGAAGAGCUGUCUAACAAACUAGUUAUAAAGGGUCUGAGGCUGAAGCUGAUGUGGGGUAAACCCCAGACACAAAGACCUGAAUCAGAAGGUUCAGAUGAAGCUAGGCAGCAAGCAGUGGCUCAUAGCGGAAUGUUGCCUCGUUCACUUAUAUCUCAAAAACAAAAUCAAUAUCAACAGCCUGACACUCAGGACCAAGCUGCACCAACUCCUUACUUCAAUAUUCCUCCUCCACCUCAGCAGGAAAGAGCCUAUUAUCCAUCCAUGGAUCCUCAAAGAAUGGGUGCACUUGUUCCAUCCCAGGAAGGUGAGAACCAGUCAGGUCCAGAGAAGCUGCAACAAGGACAGCAUUAUAAUUAUCCACCCAUGCUGCCUCCUCAUGGGCAACAUCACCAACAUCUUUAUCCUCCUUAUGGAUAUAUGCAUCCAAUGGCCCCAUAUCAACAUUACCCUUCACCAUAUCAGUCUUCAAUGCCCCAGCCAAAUGCACCACCUAUGACACAGCAGUAUCAGCAUUCUGGUCCACCAAGGCCGGCUCCCCUAGUGUCUGCAACCCCAUCAUCAGGGUCUGCAUCCUCAACAUCAGCUCCUUCUGGGUCUUCUCCAGCAGUUUCUGCACCACAAGCAUCAUCACAGUAAUGAAACCACAAUGCUGCUUGUAGCUCUGUGUAUCAUAAUUUCUGGUCAAUGGACUCGUAAAGUGGCCAUUGUUUUGUAGUUAAAUAUUUUAUUUCUUGUACAUGUGCAAUUUACCAGAAUUUAACAGUUUCUAUGCUGGUA